UAAGCUUUUUUUAAUGCCAUAGUUCCCUAGCAGUCGGAAGGCUGAAUCAGUCCCACAUUUUGUCACAGCCAGUGAAGGACCAGCAGCAAUGGAUGACGUCUAUAAAGCAGCGGUCGAGAACUUGACCGAGGAGCAAAAAAAUGAGUUCAAGGCUGCCUUUGACAUCUUCAUCCAAGAUGCAGAGGACGGCUGCAUCAGUACGAAGGAACUGGGGAAGGUGAUGAGGAUGCUGGGGCAAAAUCCGACGCCUGAAGAACUGCAGGAGAUGAUUGAUGAGGUGGAUGAAGAUGGCAGUGGCACAGUUGACUUUGAUGAGUUCUUGGUCAUGAUGGUCCGCUGUAUGAAGGAGGAGAGCAAAGGAAAACCAGAAGAGGAGCUGGCUGAACUUUUCCGAAUGUUUGACAAGAAUGGCGACGGCUACAUAGAUUUGGAGGAACUUAAGGCCAUGCUAGAGUCCACUGGAGAAUCCAUCACUGAAGAUGACAUUGAGGAGCUGAUGAAGGAUGGAGAUAAAAACAAUGACGGCAAAAUUGAUUAUGACGAAUUCCUGGAGUUCAUGAAAGGUGUUGAAUAAAGAAUUCAGAUGGAGGUGACACAACGGCCAUUCUUGUCUUCCUCCCGCUGCAAUGAUUCCUUCAGAUUGGCCUCUUUUCGUCCUGUACUUGAAGCAACAUGUGUCUUCAGCAGGCAUCGAAACUCCUUGCCAACUCUUCUGAAAAUAACUUCAGUGAAGCUCCAACAUUGUUUUACAAAUCCCCAGGUCACAUACACUAUUUGAAAUAAAACAAUUUUCAAAAUUACA
This is a messenger RNA of Hippocampus comes (tiger tail seahorse), 802 nucleotides long. Its product is annotated as troponin C, slow skeletal and cardiac muscles-like. Gene Ontology annotation, cellular component: myosin II complex. NCBI's taxonomy places the organism in Eukaryota, Metazoa, Chordata, Actinopteri, Syngnathiformes, Syngnathidae. The record is from RefSeq and is a predicted model, not a curated record. The coding region runs from base 89 to 574 and encodes 161 amino acids. The transcript is spliced from 6 exons. Gene Ontology annotation, molecular function: calcium ion binding.